AUGCAUCCAUUGAUUUAAAUUCAGUUGAAUCAAUUCGUUUCCCGCCUUGAGUUAUUUGAGUCAUUGCGAUCGCUGCAUAUUCAUACAUCGCUCCGAAUCGCUCGAAUAUUCUUCUCCGACGUUUAUCGCAGAGAAAUUUACAGUCUCUGAUCCUUUAGCCACAAAACGUGUCACUGACGAGAAUAAUAAUUAUCCGCGUACGCGAGAGUGGUAGACAAAAAUGUCUCUUAGAAGUAACACGGAUAUCUUGAGACUGUUUGAGAAAGCGAGUCGAGCAAACACCGACAACAAUGUCAAGUCGGAAGAUAAUUCAUCAAGGAAGCGAGAUACCGUUGUUUCGAUUCGCUCGGAGGAAACGCCAGCAGCCGAAGCGUCCGCGACCCAAGUGGAAACGAAACUCAUCUUCAGUGUGGUGUACGGUAAAGUAACUUCAAAGAAACGCAAAACAUGGAGCGGCGACGGCCUGUUGGAAGUUACGGGGAAGACCGCAGUUCUCAGGGACUUGGAGGGAAAUGUCAUGGGGAGAACCGUGAUCAAUCCACAUGAUGCGACAGAAGGUUUUACAUUGAUCAUAGGAAACAGACGGAUUGAGAUUAUAGAACGGGUGUCGCAAGAUCCCUCUGUCAUGGAGAAACUUUCCAACGAACCAACGGUGAGAGAAGCGCCACAAAAACGAUGUAAAGUGUCUACAUUUGUGAGAAAUGCGUUUGUAUCACCAGAGAGACAGAGCUCUACCGAAAAGGCAGAGUCGGUUGUCGAUGCAACGCAAGCGAGGACCAAAAUGCAAGUAUUCUGGAAACAAGUAUUGCAACAGGUGUCUUCCAGAAAGCACAAGACGUGGGAUAACGACGGUCUACUGGAAGUGAUUGGAAAAAGUGCAAUUUUAAUGGACUCGAGUGGAAGCAUUAUAGGAAGAGCUACGGUCAAUCCGCUCAACGUGGUGGAAGGUUCCACGUUGAUUGUCCAAAAUAAACAAGUUGAGGUCACGGAUCGAGUGUCGCAACAGGUGGUUGAACCGGAGAAGCGCUCCAAUGAAGUGGUAAAAGUGCGAUCGCGAAAGGGAACCUCUACCUCUGCUUUUGUACCUCUGUUGUCAACCGCCAGAGAACCGGUGAAUUGCGAGCCUUUGGUGAUGCCGUACACGAGUCCCGCGGCUAUAUUGGUAAGCGACGAGGAUCCGCAAAAGGAGCAGGAAGUCUCGGUCGACUUCUGUUUAACGGCGAAGCUCAGAAAACACCAGCGUCACGGAGUAGUCUUUCUUUACGAGUGCUUGAUGGGUCUGAGAGCGCCCGAUUACCUCGGCGCGAUUUUGGCCGACGAUAUGGGCCUUGGCAAAACCUUGCAGUGUAUCACGCUGAUCUGGACGCUGUUGAAGAAGGGUCCACGCGGCAAACCGAUCUUGAAACGCAUUCUCAUAAUAACACCAAGUAGCUUGUGCCAGAAUUGGGACAAGGAAUUCGUAAAGUGGCUGGGCUCCCACAGAAUGUCUGCGUAUGUCGUGGACGGUAAGAGCAACAAGCCCAAGGAUUUUACGAAGCACCCGAUGAACACGGUAAUGAUCGUUAGCUAUGAAAUGUUGAUGAGGUGUCACGCGGAGAUCAGCGAAAUCGCGUUCGAUCUAAUCGUGUGCGACGAAGGCCACCGACUGAAAAAUAGCAAUGUGAAAGCGGCAAAACUGUUGAACGAGCUAGAUUGUAAAAGGCGGAUUCUGUUGACGGGCACCCCCAUACAGAACGACUUGAAGGAAUUUUAUGCGCUGGUCGAUUUCGUGAAUCCUGGUAUCCUCGGCACUCCCGCCGAGUACAAGGGUUAUUACGAGGACCCGAUCGUCGCGUCCCAGUGCCCCCGCGCGAACGCGGAGACCCUCUGUCUGGGGAAUGAGAGAGCCACGGAAUUGCACGAGCUCACGAAACGUUUCAUUCUAAGGCGCACGCAAGAGACGAUAAACCAGUACCUACCGCAUAAACACGAGAUGGUCCUGUUCUGCUCCUUAUCCAGCAGACAGCGAGACUUGUACGUUCACGUUACCGAUGCUUGGUUCAAUAAGAUUUGCAUGCAGGAUAAGAGCAACAUGCACCUGUCCGUUGUCACCGCUCUGAAGAAAGUCUGCAACCACCCGAAUCUAUUCGUAAACGACAAGGAAAGCACGCAGUACCUGCUCCCGCAGGCAACAACGAACAGGCAGAAGGAACAGGACGAUAACUUCACCGAGUACUGCGGGAAAGUCACUGUCGUGCAAACGCUGAUGAGAAACUUGAAAAGGACUGAGGAAAAGCUGGUGUUGGUCUCCUAUUACACGCAAACGCUCGAUCUGCUCGAGACCGUGUGCGGUAUCGAGGGAUUAGAGUUCUCGAGAUUGGACGGUACUACUCUGAGCUCCACGCGGUCCAAGAUCAUUGAACAGUUUAAUACGCGGACCGACGAGAGCAAGGUCUUCCUGUUGAGCGCCAAAGCGGGCGGAGUUGGUCUGAAUUUAUCCGGAGCGUCGAGGCUCGUGUUAUUCGACUCCGAUUGGAAUCCCGCAUCGGACGCGCAAGCCAUGGCACGAAUCUGGAGAGAUGGGCAGAAAAGGGACGUCUACAUUUACAGAUUGCUGACGACGGGCACGAUAGAGGAGAAGAUAUAUCAAAGACAGAUCAGCAAAGCUGGCCUGAGUGAAUCCGUGGUGGAUCUGAACCAUCUGGGUUCCCUGAAAUUGUCUAUCGAAGAACUGAAGGAUUUGUUUACGCUGGCGACUGAUACCGUCUCGUUAACGCACGAUUUAAUGAACUGCCCCUGUUCAGGUCGGAAUAACGAGCACGUAUCUUCCGUGGAACGAAACGAGGAGCACAGGGAGACGCGGGAUUGUCAAUUGACGUUGCGCGACAAGACGUCCCAACCAAAUUUGACUAUAAAUCAGCUUCUCGAGUGGCAACACUAUAAGCAGCCGUUUCCAGUGGACCUCAUGCAGAACAUCAUGUUGACCGAAGUAGCCAACGAUAUGACAUACAUAUUUAAGAGCUCCACAGUGCCUCUUUCGCAACACGCGCCGGCUAAUUAAGGUAAGAUGAAAAAUUAUGUAAAUCGUAAAAAUAUAUUGUAAACCAGGAUAAACGUUACAAUUGCGUCGUGUGUCCGUAGAGUUUACAAUUUAUAUCGUAAACACGUGUACACACACGUGUAGCGCGCGCGCUGUAUUUUUCAAGAGACACGGUAGUGUCUCGUGCCAAGUAUAUGCGCAGCGAGACCGACCGUGUACUGUUACGCGAAGCGACGCUUUCGCGGACACUCAGAUUAUUAGAUCUCAAUAACCGCUGAACGCAUCAAGUUCAGAGUAGGCUCAAUGGAUAGCUUGGGGUCGAAUAUAAAAAUACUCCAAAAUAGAAACCACUGUGUAUAUGUAUAUAAAACAUCCGUAACAUGGAAUGUCAUAUCGACAAGCGAAUAUAUUGGGUUGGCCAAAAAGUAAUUGCGUUUUUUUCCAAUAGAUGGACAUACAUAUCUUGAAAUGUAACUAACUUCAUUCUAAACCGCAAAUUCAUUAUGUAGGUUAACAACUCACAGUU
Ooceraea biroi (clonal raider ant) is the source of this 3545-nucleotide messenger RNA. RefSeq names its product DNA repair and recombination protein RAD54B. Lineage: Eukaryota; Metazoa; Arthropoda; Insecta; Hymenoptera; Formicidae. Gene Ontology annotation, biological process: double-strand break repair via homologous recombination; reciprocal meiotic recombination. Gene Ontology annotation, molecular function: DNA translocase activity; ATP binding. The record is from RefSeq and is a predicted model, not a curated record. Gene Ontology annotation, cellular component: nucleus.